Girardinichthys multiradiatus is the source of this 1999-nucleotide messenger RNA. RefSeq lists its product as uncharacterized. Lineage: Eukaryota; Metazoa; Chordata; Actinopteri; Cyprinodontiformes; Goodeidae. Bases 115 to 1173 code for a protein of 352 amino acids. Gene Ontology annotation, molecular function: protein dimerization activity. The record is from RefSeq and is a predicted model, not a curated record. The transcript is spliced from 3 exons.
UUACAUUUUCAUCAUGACAUUAUGGAAAAUAAUGAACUUUAUCACAAUAUGCUAAUAUUUUGAGAAGGACCUGUAUGUGUAAAUGCACACUAUGCUCACCAGCUUAACCUUAUCAUGCAGCAGGUGACAUUUCAUAUUCCAAAGGUCAGCAAUUUCUUUUCAGACCUUGCUGGAUUCUCUGGCUUUUUUUCAAGAUCCCCUAAGAGAACCAGCGUGCUCGAUAGAGUGGUGGCCCACAGACUCCCAAGAGCAAGCACAGUGAGGUGGAACUUCCACAACCGAGCUGCGAACACUGUUUUUGAGCACAAAGACGACCUGCUCCAGUGUUUUGAAACCAUCAGGGACUCAGGAGAGUUUGAUCCCACCACUGUGAGAGAAGCUGGGGGGUUUUUGAGGCUGUUGGAGGAUGAUAGUUUGUUCCAUCUCAUCAUGCCUCAUGUGGACAUUCUCUACAACCAGUUCCAGAAUCGGACCAUCGACUCAGUCUUUGUUCACGAAAUCAUGCAGCAGUUCACAGACAAUAUACAAAAGAUUAGAGAUUCCCUCCCUACUCUCUGUGGAGAACACAUUGGCGGUGGACCUCAGCUGGCUAAGAAAUGUCGCACGCUGGGCCCAGGGGAUCUUCAGAGGGUAGCUGCAGAGGUUUGUGACACUAUCUUGAACCAUGGAAAUCACAGGUUUUCCUUCACAAAGCAUCUGAUCAGUGCCACACUGCUGCAGGCUGACAGAUUCCAGCAGCACCACAACCAGUUCCCUGAUGCAGCACUGAACACCACCAUGGAGGCUUACCCAAUGCUGAACAAGACCAAGCUGAAGAAUGAACAGGCCCUCAUCUACAGCAUUGAUGAGUUCAGGAGGUGCAGUGGUGCUUUGGCUCUGUACCAGGUUUUUAUGAGGAACAAUCUCCAGGACACCUUCUCAGAGACUGUGGCUCUGCUGAAGAUUCUCAUCACAACUCCUAUGAUCACAGCUGAAUCUGGGAGGUGCUUCUCAACAAUGAAGAUAAUCGAGAUGUUUCUCAGGAACAUAAUGACACAGGAUCGUCUCAAUGCCUUGGCCAUGCUCUCUAUGGAGAAGGAUCUUGUCAAAACCAUCCCUGACUUUAAUCAUAGAGUCAUUGAGAAAUUUGCUUCUCUCAAGAACAGAAGGACAACGUUUACAUAUAAAAACUAAAACACCACAUGACAUUGUGACAGUCUUUAGCAGUUUUCACAGAGAGAGGUUCUCUGAAGAAUUUUCAUCAUCAGCAAUAGUACAUUCAAACAUAAGAAACUGCCAUUGCAAAGCAGUAUUGUAGCAUGAAGAUUUAACUGAGAAUCACAUAAACAGAACCUUAAAAUAAUUUUCUUUGUAAAUACAGCUUUAACUUGUCAUAAAAGUAAUGUGUCCACACCCUGAAUUUGUCUCCUAGAAGAAAGGAAUAAUCUGUUUCUUCAUUGCGCUUCUCUAAGUCUGUUGCAAAAACACAAACAUGCUGUUAGUGACCCUGUGCGUGACCUCAGCUUGGGAGUGUCCCUCUAUGCUACACCAGCAACUAUAAUUCUAGUGUUUUAUGUAAAGGACUUUGUAGUUUUCUGAUUUCUGAUGUAUUCAUACAGGUUUAGGUUUCAUGAAGUUGCCUUAAGUGUUCAGAUGUUUUCAUGGCUUUAAUCUUGUGUCUUAACCAAUGCUUUCUUUAGCAUUAGAGGUGAGCUGGUUAACAUGAUUUGAAUCUUUUAUAUUAUUAAAUUCCCUUUUUAUGUUCAUUAUUUUAAGUGUUCAACAUGUUGUCAUUGAUAACUUGAAAAUUUACAUAAAUUAAAAAAGUAAUUUUUUUCUUAAUGUUUACUGUUUGCAAGUCUUUGUAAACACCAAAUAUUUAUUUUGUACAAUUAUGUUAUGUUAUUUUCCCCAGAAAGUUUUGCUGUCAUUAGAACUUUGAUGAUGAGCUUUGAUAUGUUUCUACACAUACAAUGUGUUUCUGGACAAGUGAAUGAAUAAACAUUCAACAGGGAAGGCU